GUUCUUGCUGUUGGUUUGUGCGUCUUCAAUUUUGCUUUCUGUCAAUCAUUCUCAAGUCAGUUUCGUGUUUUCAACAUGAAUUUCUACAAUCUUCUCUUCGCCAUUGGUGCCUGCUGUUUCCCGACCGAACAAAUCCAGAUGUUCGAUGAACUACCUGUUGAGCUCGUGAUUCAAAUUUUAAGCUUUUUGGAUCCAAAGUCUCUGUCGAUUAUGUCGCGCAUGAAUAAGCGCUUAUUUCACAUUUGCAAGAACAACAAAAGCCUCAGGACCACAAUCAGAAGACAUUUACGCAAGGAACGAAAAGAACAAAUGAGGAAAAUGCUGAACCCAGUCAAAGUCAGAGUUCUCAGGAGAGGACCCGAAAACACGGAUGUUGUAUUCCAACGCCAAAAUACCAGGAGAGAAGCCGUCAUUACUCGAAAUUUCGAGCCCUCGCGAGUUUUGCCAGGACACACCGAAAGCCCGCAAGUAGUAUUUCAACGCCAAAGAACAAGGAUUGGAACCGUAGUCGCUCCACAUUUCGGACCCUCGCAAGUUUUGCCAACUACAAAACGUCCGAUUGCUGCCGUCUCGAAGAAACGAUCACGUGGUGGUCAGGAGAACCCAGGACCAGGACUGGCCAAGAAGAUGCGGAUUUAAUUUGUCUCUCGCGAGUUAGUUUUUAAGUUUACUCAUUCUGUAACUUAAUUGUAAAAGGCCUUUGUUUGUACAGUUUUGUAAAUUUUAUUGUUGUUAUUUGUAAAUAUUGUUUUUUGUUAAAUAAAAUUGUAUGCCAUUGAACACAUUCGA
Molecule: messenger RNA, 789 nt
Organism: Bemisia tabaci
Lineage: Eukaryota; Metazoa; Arthropoda; Insecta; Hemiptera; Aleyrodidae
Molecular function (GO): protein binding
Source: RefSeq, a predicted model, not a curated record